GGGCAAGCGAAAACAGCAAACGGUAUACACAAUCCAGUGCCGCGCCGCCAUCUUGGAGUGGAAUGAGUGGGGGCUACAGCUUAGUGAGCACCUAGCGUUGUACAAGAAAUUACGAAAGUGGCCUAUAAGACUGUAAAUUUAAGAAAAUAGUGUUUACAAAUUGAAAAUAUACCUCAUUGUGUCAUAUGAAAACCGAAACGUGUUUUAGUUUGUGUGUUUUUCCUUUGGCGGACUUUGCAGAUCUGAAAAUUUAACAGCGUGGCUACACUCUACAGCUUGUCUUUGUUUCUGUUAUUAAGGUUUCAGUAUCGGCGUAACUCACAAAACUGGUUGGACUGACCGAAGUGUUGAAAAGGUAGUCCUUAUGGUUUACAAUGGAUCAAGAACGUGGUCGCGUAGUGUAACUUAGUUCUGGACGGAACGGUCCGCUGUGGGACAGGCGAGAGAGCAGCAGCAGCAACGGACCGAGUGUCGUUUGAACGGGGCCGUGUGAAGACGGGUGUGGUGACAAGGUCGCGUGUGUGCGUUGUGCGUGCGUGCUUGUUGUGUGUUGGUGUUGUGCCGUACACGUUAACUGAGAGUGUAUGUCGCAAUAGUGUCGUCUCCUCCAACAAAACGUUAGUCAACAAAUGGACAAGCGCAAAAUGAUGCCAAAAAGGCCUCGGGUUGCUGGACCGAUUUCCAACGGUCCCAUGCAAACGCGUCCCCUAGUCGCCCUACUAGACGGCAGAGACUGUUCGAUAGAGAUGCCGAUAUUGAAGGAUGUCGCGACGGUGGCAUUCUGCGACGCCCAAAGCACUAGUGAAAUACACGAGAAAGUGUUGAACGAGGCGGUCGGCGCCUUGAUGUGGCACACGAUCAUACUCACGAAGGAGGAUUUAGAAAAGUUCAAAACGUUACGAAUUAUAGUCCGUAUAGGUAGCGGCGUGGACAACAUCGACGUUAAAGCCGCCGGCGAAUUAGGUAUAGCCGUUUGUAACGUGCCAGGAUACGGUGUCGAAGAAGUAGCCGACACGACGCUGUGUCUCAUUUUGAAUCUGUACAGGAGGACGUAUUGGUUGGCGAACAUGGUACGGGAAGGGAAAAAGUUCACGGGACCGGAACAGGUCCGGGAAGCGGCCCAGGGUUGUGCCAGAAUACGUGGAGACACGCUUGGUAUAGUGGGCCUCGGCAGGAUCGGUUCGGCGGUUGCGCUCCGUGCCAAAGUGUUUGGUUUCAAUGUCAUUUUCUACGAUCCCUACCUGCCAGACGGUAUCGAGAAAAGUUUAGGACUUACGCGCGUCUACACGCUGCAGGAUCUGCUCUUCCAGUCGGACUGUGUUUCUCUGCACUGUACGCUGAACGAGCACAACCACCAUCUUAUCAAUGAGUUCACAAUCAAACAGAUGAGACCGGGUGCCUUUUUGGUUAAUACAGCAAGAGGCGGCCUUGUGGACGACGACGCCCUGGCGCAGGCCCUGAAACUGGGUAGGAUACGGGCCGCGGCGCUGGACGUGCACGAGAACGAGCCCUUCAACGUGUUCUCGGGGCCCCUGAAGGAUUCGCCGAACCUGCUGUGCACCCCUCACGCGGCCUUCUACAGCGAGGCCUCUGCCACCGAGCUCAGGGAGAUGGCUGCGUCCGAGAUAAGGCGGGCGAUCAUGGGAAGAAUUCCGGAUAACCUGCGGAAUUGCGUGAACAAGGAGUAUUUCAUGGUUUCCGGUGCUUAUCCGGAAGGUAAGGACGCCUACCUUCUUACCCCCAAAUUCGGAAAUUCAGAGUUACCUUUCACUCCUGCCGGCGUUAAUGGUGGCUACUACCAAACAGGCGGCGCACUACCAGUGCAACAGGCGCAUUCCACGACGACGCACGAGGCUCCACACCCUGUAACGCCGAGCGCGGCGCCACCUACCCCGCAGCCAGCCCCACCGGUGGGGCCUGUAGUUCCGCCCCAUGCUCUAGGCAAUUUGGAAUAUAUAAAUUUACACCCGGAUCAGUUUUGAGUUAACAAUACGCCUCUAAGCACAGCGGAUCCAGCCAAUCAUCACGUCCCCAAACCGGAGCCAUCAGAAGUACAUUAGCAGCAGCACCAUCAACGCCGUUGUAGAUGAGAAAAAACGUUUCUCCUCACCUUACGCCUCCUUCUUUAACAAUUUCUUCGUAUAUUUCCAAAAAAAAAAACUGGGCUGGUUGGCUGCUGGUUGACUCGUUGACGAGAACCGAGAUUCCGCCAAUGUUGUCGCCCCAUAUGUGAGUGUGUAUGUGUGUGAAGAUACGGUCGACGAAUAAAUAAAUUUUUUUCUUAAAUCUUAUUUGAGUUUCAGUGUUUUACAGAAACCAUUUAGUGUUAUACAUAUCGUGACUUCAGUAGGUUAUCUGCGUGGAAGUUUGCUCGGAAAAUUGAAAGAUCCAAUGUGGAGAUCUUCGAUGUUUUAGGGACUGCAACUCGAUAUAAUUUCAGGAAUUCUUCUCCUUCUUUAUACUUGAUUCACUUGAAAUUUCAAUCUGGCAUGUUUGUUAGCAUUGUUUUCACAUUGAUGAAUUGAAAAUGAAAAAUUACUUGGAUAUAUCCAUUUUCUGAGACAAACCCAUCGCAUUCUUCUUUCUACAUCACAAAAUAUUUUGUAAGCACUUGAAACGCAUUUUUAGAAUCCCUUGCUGUCCGAUUGACUUUUGUUUAAAACUUGUUUUUUUAGUGAUCUAAAUCAAAAUAAUAUUGGUGUAAAUAUAACUUAGGAUUUUACGAUGUAUUUUUUUUUAUUUCGGAAUUGACAAGAGGGAUUCCUUGAAAAUGAGCUAUGUAAAGUAUAUCUUGAUAAUAUGACUUCCUGCUUCCAAACAAUAUCCUGGUGCCUAAACUAACAAUUUGAUGUAAAUUUGAUAGUUUAAACAAGAAACAGAGAGUUUGUUUAUUUGAAAGAAAAAUACUAUUUUCGAUUAAAUAACACAAGCUAUGUAUUGUAAAAUUAAUAUUUUUCUCAAUUUGGAAGAAGGAAGUGAUUCCAUACAAUUCAAUCCUUUUUUGUAAAGAAUGACAUCUUAGCUUUUUAUAUAUAUACUCUGUUCUUGAAGUUUCGAACGAUGCUCCUCAUCUAUCCAGAUUUUUUUCAGUUUCUUUUUGUUCUGUGCUGGAGCACCGUUAGAAAUUCGAAGUUUUAGCAACUUAGGUUAAAUACUGAAAUUUCAUAAAUAGUUAUGUAAAUCUUCCUUAGUUUUAGAUCUUUUAUCAAACAAGUGCAUUAUUUUUGAAUGGAAAAUGUAUGAUUAAGAGCCCUGCGAUAUUUUCCAUCUGUGAAUAUUAUAGCAACAGGUUAUGAGGCAAUUUCACUAGGAAUCGCCGGUUUCUUUGCUCCCCCGAAUUUCAUUGCAUAUAUUCCAUUCAUCGAUAAGUUCAUUACUUUAUCUUUCAAUUUUCUGUUUUUUGAAUGAUGGAAAAUGUCGCAACUUGAGCGAAUGAGAGAGUAGCCCAUAUUUUCUGUUGAAAACACUAGAAAAGAUAAACUUAUUAUAUUGAUUGGUAAUAUAUGAGAUAUAUAAUGAGACUUGUGUUUUAAAAAUGUUGUAAACCAGUGUGGAAUUGGUUUUGAAAGUGAACUUCUAAAAAAAUUGAACAAUUUUCAGGUGAAGUGCAGUUAAGUUUCCUUUCGUAAAUGUAGAAUAAAUUUAGUGAUAAUUGUCGAUGAUUUCAGUGAUAUCUUUCAAACUGCUUCAAAUAAAAAUGCAUACUUUUAUUCGUUUGCUUUUUCUACAAUUAUUUUCAAGUUGGUUGGUGAAAUUUUGAAAACUCAUUAUGUUUCGAAAGCUCAAUAAAAAUUUAUUUGUCUUCUAAAAUUAAACACAAUUUCUUUAAUAUCCUUUGAAUUUCAGGAAGACCCAACUUGCCGACAGAAUAUCUAAUUUCGAACAUUCCAACAGGGUUUCAUAGAUUAAAAAAAAAACAGUUAUGGUGUGCUAUUUGCUAAGUAUAUUUUUAUAUAAAUCAUUAUUAAUCUCGAAAUGUAGAAAAUGGUCCACCUGUGCUGAUUAACAUGUAAAAACCUAAAGAAAUAAGUACGAACAAAGGUAUGCAUUUUUUUCAGGUACACAAUAGAUCAGCAUGUCAAAAAAAUGUAGGGCUAAUGGACUUCCACAUUUUGAAAAUAAAUAUCUUUAAAGUGAA
Messenger RNA from Coccinella septempunctata (seven-spotted ladybird), 4138 nucleotides. It is a transcript of the gene CtBP, whose product is annotated as C-terminal-binding protein. The coding region runs from base 630 to 1982 and encodes 450 amino acids. Gene Ontology annotation, molecular function: NAD binding; transcription corepressor activity; oxidoreductase activity, acting on the CH-OH group of donors, NAD or NADP as acceptor. NCBI's taxonomy places the organism in Eukaryota, Metazoa, Arthropoda, Insecta, Coleoptera, Coccinellidae. The transcript is spliced from 7 exons. The record is from RefSeq and is a predicted model, not a curated record.